AUGUCGUUAAUGAAAACUCGUUUCCACGAUGAUUCGGAUGCUGACGACGAGUACGAGCGCAGCCUGGCAUCUCCAGUACUACCCACGGACUCCGAGAUAUCACCCACCGAUUCAGACUCUAUAUCUACUGAACAUACACCUACAACAUACGGAAAUAUGGGUGAUGAGCGUGGCUCCGUACGAUCAACAAUAAGCGAUUGGACGGCAGAGGAAUGUGCAGAUUUCGUGGUCGGGCUAGGUUUACGGCAGUAUCGGACGGCUUUCAUAGAGAACGAAAUAGUUGGCGAAGCCCUGAUAGCUCUCAAGCAUGAGGAAUUGAAAGAAAUGGGUAUUUCUAGUGCUGGGCACAGAUUAACAAUACUGAAGAGCGUCUACGAGACAAAAGUGAAACAGGGAGUUGCUAUCGAUCCAGAUCACUAUGUUGCGCCAUCCGCCGACCACAAUUUACAUGAAUCGGCUACAUACGGAGAUAUCACGCGUUUGGCGCAAACGAUACGGGCACGAGACGAAAGGCUCAGCGUUGUCGAGGCGGAAUUGAGACGAGUAUCAGAGGAUUACCGUAGAUUGCGAGAAGAACUUCUUCCUAUCUUCAAAUUAGCUAAAGAUCGCUCACAACCGUUGCCCUACCAACCUCCUCCCGUUCAGUCUGCGUCGACGUCGAGCCCAGAGAUAUAUCACGACACAUCAUCCAUUAUAUCGCCAGGCAAUCUUCGCAAUGAGCCUUCGGCACUGGGUAGGUCGCUUUCCAGAAGAGUCUACAACGGAGGCACAACCCCCAAAAGCAGCAAUUCUCCCACACAUAUACCACCAUCGAUCCAUGAAGGCCGCCCUUACAACGACGGUACUAACAUCGAUCCUUCUGCGGCAGCUAUGGCGGCGUCUACACAUCUGACGGCAUCGAUGAACGGUGGCGCUCAGACCUCGCCCGGCAUACCAUCGCCAACAUCACCCGGACAAUUCGGACAGCAACAACAGACCCUUGGCCCUCGCUCGUACGUUAGAGAUAACAACAAGAGCUCCGCAGCCUCAAUCCGACAGGGUUACGAGCAUGAAGAAGCACCUCAACCGAACCCGACACCGGUACCAACACCAACACCCAGCGCAAGCUCACGAUCCGAAUCAAGAAACACAGACUCCACUGCCCCGAGUGUCGAAAUUUUCAAGUCGUUUAGGGUCUCAAUGGACGACCCAUGCCACAAAGUGCUACCCGCUGCUCUGAAGAAAUACAAUAUCAACGCUGAUUGGCGACAAUAUGCUCUAUAUAUCGUAUAUGGCGACCAAGAGAGGUGUUUGGCGCUGGACGAAAAACCUCUGAUCCUUUUCAAACAAUUAGACAGAGAAGGACGGAAACCGAUGUUUAUGCUUCGCAAGUCUGCGCCAACUGAUGGCUCGACACCGUCGUAUCCUGGAUCCGUGGGUUCGGCACCGAAUAGCGCUGUAUUUGAUGGGAAGAAUAAGAGUACGGUGCCUGGUGGUGUUUUGUGA
Molecule: messenger RNA, 1485 nt
Organism: Talaromyces amestolkiae
Lineage: Eukaryota; Fungi; Ascomycota; Eurotiomycetes; Eurotiales; Trichocomaceae
Exons: 3
Coding region: 1-1485 (494 amino acids)
Biological process (GO): signal transduction
Molecular function (GO): protein binding
Source: RefSeq, a predicted model, not a curated record